Austrofundulus limnaeus is the source of this 1848-nucleotide messenger RNA. RefSeq names its product diacylglycerol O-acyltransferase 1. The record is from RefSeq and is a predicted model, not a curated record. Bases 195 to 1601 code for a protein of 468 amino acids. Gene Ontology annotation, molecular function: diacylglycerol O-acyltransferase activity. NCBI's taxonomy places the organism in Eukaryota, Metazoa, Chordata, Actinopteri, Cyprinodontiformes, Rivulidae. Gene Ontology annotation, cellular component: endoplasmic reticulum membrane. Gene Ontology annotation, biological process: triglyceride biosynthetic process. The transcript is spliced from 18 exons.
UUGAAAGGAUCAUGGUUGUAGGCAGAGCUGUGGUGGGCCGUGAUAAAGAUGAGUUCAUUCAUCCUCAAAUGGUCGAAGCAGCUUUUAAUGAAGAUUUAUUUCUCAAGAGCCGAGCAGUGAAACAACAGAUGUGGAGCAGCUGAAGAAGACGCUGCUGUGUGCUGCUCCAUGAAGAGAAACCCUCAGAAUCAGAGAUGGCUGCAGUGAGGAAGAGGUUUGUUUCCUCCUCAGCAGAGGAAGAUGGCUCCAUCAUCUGGGAGAAUGCUCAAAAUUCUGCAGCUGAUCCAUCCAGUGAUGAUGAACAUCCUUAUGCAUCUCUGCUCUGCUGCCACAACAUCCAGGACUCUCUGCUGAGUUCCAACAGCAAUUUCACUGGAUACAGAGGUGUCCUCAACUGGAUUAUCAUUCUCCUGGUCCUGACUCAUGCUCAUCUGUUCUUAGAGAAUUUCAUACAACACGGUUUUCUGAUCGAUGUUAGAAAAGUGUUGGGUCAUCUGACUGAGGACAGCUACAACUGGCCAUCUGUCAACCUAAUACUGGUUGCAAAUCUGUUUGCACUGAUAGCUUUCUACUUGGAGAGGUUCGAAGAAACGGGAAAGUUGUCUUCCAGCAGCAGCCAUCGUUUACAUCUCAUAAAUCUGGGGUUCCUUUUGCUGCUUCCUGCUGUCGUUGUGCUGCACGAGCCAAAAAUAUCAACAGGUGGAGCAUUUUUCUCUCUCUGGUUCUACAUCAUUCUGGGACUGAAGCUUUAUUCCUAUCAGGAAACUAACCGUUGGUAUCGUCAGGCUCAUUUAGACAAAGACAGCAGUGGAUYUGUUGCACACAACAACCAGAAUGAGAAUCUGACUCUGAGAGAUCUGUAUUAUUUCCUCUUUGCUCCAACUCUGUGCUACCAGAGAGACUUCCCACGUACCCCGAAGGUCCAAAUCAAUAAGUUGCUCCACAGGCUGCUGGAAAUGGUGGUUGUUGUUCAGAUCAUGGUCGGCAUUGUGCAGCAGUGGAUUGAGCCAAUUUUCCAGAAAUCAGAGAAACCUUUUACGAGUAUGGGCAUCACUUUGAGGGUGGAGCACCUUGUAGGCCUGGUGGCACCAACCCACUUCCUGUGGCUUCUCCUCUUCUUUUUGAGUCACUCGUUCCUGAACUUCUGUGCAGAACUGCUUCGCUUCGGUGAUCGACAUUUUUACGGAGACUGGUGGAAUGCUCCAACUUUGAUCACUUUCUGGAAAACUUGGAAUGUUCCAUUUCAAAAAUGGAUUAACAGGCAUGUGUACACAGAGCUGGUGAAAAGGAACAUUUCUCCAACUAAAGCUGAGCUCCUUGUCUUCCUGAUGUCUGCUGCUCUCUGUGAGUAUCUGAUUGCUCUGCCUCUGCACAGCUGUCAUCUGUGGAUUUUCCUUAUGAUGUUAUUAGAGCUCCUGAUUUCGGUGUUCCUCAGAGAUUUUUUUCAGGGAAACUAUGGCAACGGCUUCGUGUGGCUGUGUCUGCUGCUGGGCCCUCCUCUAGCUGUGACCACCUAUUUUCAUGACCACUAUGUCAGCCUGCAUCUUUCUUCAUCCUCACCAUUCACAUCAGACCAUAAGGUUUUCCUGAAACGUCACUAAUAAAUGCCCUGUAAUGUUUAUUUUUGCAGUAUUUAUAAGUAACUGGUGAGAGUGUGUAUGUACGCCAAUGCUUCUCAUCUCUGUUCAGGAGUAUUUUUUCAAUGUCUCCUAAAGGGUUAGUAUUUAAAACCAUUAAUCAGUUUGCUGACGUGUUGACUUAUUGAUGUUACCUUGAAAAUAAUGACACGUGACAACCACUAAAUACUGUAUGUUAUGUGUAAUAAAGGCUUAGCAUUCAUUGAAGGAA